This is a messenger RNA of Rhineura floridana, 8759 nucleotides long. It is a transcript of the gene NOTCH3, whose product is annotated as notch receptor 3. The record is from RefSeq and is a predicted model, not a curated record. Gene Ontology annotation, molecular function: signaling receptor activity; calcium ion binding; Notch binding. Gene Ontology annotation, cellular component: membrane. Gene Ontology annotation, biological process: regulation of developmental process; regulation of DNA-templated transcription; Notch signaling pathway. The coding region runs from base 206 to 7417 and encodes 2403 amino acids. The transcript is spliced from 34 exons. NCBI's taxonomy places the organism in Eukaryota, Metazoa, Chordata, Lepidosauria, Squamata, Rhineuridae.
CGGGUUGGGUACGGACCCCGCCCCCGGGCAGCAGGGUCGCCCCGCCCCGCUCUCACUCCGAGAAGUUUCCCAGGGUCCGGGAACGAGCAGCAGGAGGAGGCGCCGCCGCGCUUUCGGUGUCUUGGUGUUUGGCUGGAGCCUGAACUCGGCCCCUUCCAUGGAUCUAUAGGGCGGCAGGGGCAGCAGAAGCCGGACUUGGGGGGGAAUGGGCUUGGUGUCCCGGCCCGGGGGCCCAGGGUGGGCAUGGCUGGGCUGUAGCCUUCUGUGCAUUUCGCUACUGGCGCGGCUGGCACUGGGAGCAGCCGUACAGUGCUUGGAUGGCGACAAGCCCUGUGAGAAUGGUGGGAGCUGUGUUGUUUACUCCAAUGGGAUUGCUGCCUGCAUAUGCCAGCCUGGACUGAUUGGAGAGCACUGCCAGUUUCAAGACCCUUGCCACCAGUCACCCUGUGCCAAUGGAGGCUCAUGUGAAAGCACCCUGCGUGAUGGCACUGUGCACUACCAGUGCACCUGUCCCAAGGGCUUCCGAGGUCAAGACUGCUCUCUGUUUGAUGCAUGUGCCAGCAAGCCUUGUGUCAAUGGUGGCCGCUGCACCAACUGGAAUGGCCGCUACAACUGUACAUGCCCAUCAGGCUACCAGGGCCGCAACUGCCGGAGUGAUGUGGAUGAAUGUCGGGUGCCUGGUGUAUGCCAGCAUGGGGGUACCUGUAUCAAUACACCUGGCUCAUUCCGCUGCCAAUGCCAGGCUGGCUACACAGGGCAGCUCUGUGAGAGCAUCUCCACACCUUGUGCUCCCUCUCAGUGUCUCAAUGGGGGCACUUGCCGCCAGACAGGAGAACUCAGCUAUGAGUGUGCUUGCUUACCUGGUUUUGAGGGACACAACUGUGAGAUUAACAUAGACGAUUGUCCGGACCACAUGUGCAUGAAUGGAGGCACUUGUGUGGAUGGUGUCAACACUUACAACUGCCAGUGCCCUCCAGAGUGGACAGGCCAGUUCUGCACUGAGGAUGUGGAUGAGUGUCAGCUGCAGCCCAACGCCUGCCACAAUGGGGGCACUUGCUUCAAUACCAAUGGGGGUCAUUCAUGCGUCUGUGUCAACGGCUGGACAGGAGAGAGCUGCAGUGAGAACAUUGAUGACUGUCAAACAGCCGUCUGCUUCCAUGGUGCUACAUGCCAUGAUCGUGUGGCUUCCUUCUACUGCGCAUGUCCUAUGGGCAAGACAGGCCUUCUCUGUCACUUGGAUGAUGCCUGUGUCAGUAACCCUUGCCAUGAGGAUGCCAUUUGUGACACCAAUCCAAUGAAUGGCCGUGCCAUCUGCACCUGCCCACCAGGUUUCACUGGAGGAGCCUGCGACCAAGAUGUGGAUGAGUGCUCCAUUGGAGCCAAUCCGUGUGAGCACUUUGGCAAAUGUGUGAACACACAAGGCUCCUUCCAGUGCCAGUGUGGGCGUGGCUACACAGGUCCACGCUGUGAGACAGACAUCAACGAGUGCCUCUCUAUGCCUUGCCAGAAUGAUGCUACCUGCCUUGACCGUAUUGGUGAAUUUACCUGCAUUUGCAUGUCAGGUUUCAGUGGUACUUACUGUGAGAUUAACAUCAAUGAGUGUGAGAGUAAUCCCUGUGUCAAUGGUGGUGUCUGUAAGGAUAUUGUCAAUGGAUUCAGCUGUACCUGCCCCUCAGGCUUCUCAGGCUCCAUGUGCCAGAUUGACAUUGAUGAGUGUGCCAGCACACCAUGCCAGAAUGGUGCCAAGUGUGUGGACCGGCCCAAUGCCUAUGAGUGUCGUUGUACAGAAGGGUUUGAGGGACGUCUGUGUGAAAGGAACAUUGACGACUGCUCUCCAGACCCCUGCCACCAUGGCAUUUGUGUGGAUGGGAUUGCCAGUUUCACCUGCACUUGUGUAGCUGGUUACACUGGGUACCGCUGUGAAAACCAGAUCAAUGAGUGCCACAGCAAUCCCUGUCAGCAUGGUGGCAAGUGCAUUGACCUGGUGAAUAAGUACCUGUGCCACUGCCUGCCAGGAACCUCAGGUGCCAACUGUGAGAUAAACUUUGAUGACUGUGCCAGCAACCCCUGUGAUUAUGGCAUCUGCCAUGAUGGCAUCAAUCGUUAUGACUGCAUCUGCAAAUCUGGCUUCACAGGUCCCCUGUGCAAUGUGGAGAUUAAUGAAUGUGCAUCCAACCCCUGCAAGAACGGCGGCACCUGUGUGGAUGGUGAAGACAGGUUCUCUUGCCUUUGCCCUGAGGGUUUCCAUGAUCCACAUUGCUAUUCAGAGGUGGAUGAGUGCAGCAGCAGCCCCUGUGUGCGUGGCACAUGCCACGAUGACAUCAAUGGGUAUCAAUGUGAGUGUGAGCCAGGCUGGGCUGGCACCAACUGUGAUGUGAACCGCAAUGAGUGUGAAUCCAAUCCAUGCCAGCAUGGAGGGACAUGCACUGACUAUGUCAAUGGCUAUCGCUGCAAGUGCAAAGAAGGCUUCCAUGGGACUUACUGCCAGACCAACAUAAAUGACUGUGCCUCCAGCCCUUGUCUCAACAAGGGCACCUGCAUUGAUGGUAUUGCCAGCUAUGCCUGCCUCUGUGACUUGCCUUACACUGGCCGGAAUUGUGAGAAUGUGCUAGCCCCCUGUUUCCCCAAUCCAUGUAAGAACAAUGGUGUCUGUGACCACACGCCUGACUAUGAGGGCUUCACCUGCGGUUGUGCACCAGGCUGGCAAGGACAGCAAUGCCACGUUGAUAUUAAUGAAUGUGAUCAGAACCCGUGUCGAAACAAGGGCACCUGCACCAACACACUUGGCAGUUAUAGAUGUGCCUGCCGUCCUGGUUACACUGGCACCAACUGUGAUAUGGAUAUAGAUGACUGCACACCAAAUCCUUGCCUGAAUGGUGGCUCCUGCCAGGAUGGCAUCAGUACCUUCACGUGCACCUGCCUGCCAGGCUUCACAGGUGUACACUGUGCAACUGAGACCAACGAGUGUCUGAGCAACCCCUGCCGCAACGGGGCCACCUGCACAGACUAUGUCAACAGCUACACUUGCACUUGUGCACCAGGCUGGGCUGGCCUACACUGUGAGCACAAUGUGCAGGAAUGCACUGACAGCUCCUGCUUCAAUGGUGGCACAUGCUUGGAUGGAGUGAAUUCAUUCACAUGCCACUGCCAUGCUGGCUUUAAAGGAUCCCACUGCCAGCAUGAGAUUGAUGAAUGCCAGUCACAGCCCUGCCUCAAUGGUGGUGUGUGCCAGGAUGGUGUGCAGUCCUACCGCUGUACCUGCCCUCAAGGCUACACGGGUCCUCAGUGCCAGACCCUGCUGGAUUUGUGCAGUCGCUCCCCCUGUCAAAAUGGUGGCCGCUGUGUGCAGACAGGCACUACUUUGUCCUGUGAUUGCCCUGGAGGCUGGACUGGUCGUUACUGUGACAUCCCCAAUGUUUCUUGUGAAGUGGUGGCCAGAAAUCGAGGUGUGAUGAAAGAGCAAGUGUGUCAUUAUGGUGGCCGUUGUGUGGAUGCUGGCAAUACUCACUACUGUAUUUGCAAGAAAAGCUACACUGGCAGCUACUGUGAAAGUGAAGUCAACCACUGCCAGCACAACCUGUGUCAGAAUGGGGGCACCUGUCGCAAUUUUGUGGGAGGCUACGCCUGUGAGUGUCCACUAGGCUUUGAGGGGAAAAACUGUGAGUAUGACAUUGAUGAGUGUCAGUCACACCCCUGCCAAAAUGGAGGGACUUGCAUUGAUCUUACUGGUCACUACAUUUGUUCUUGUCCACCAGGAACUCUGGGUGUCCUGUGCGAAAUAAAUGAAGAUGAUUGUGCUAUGAAUCCUGGCACCCGGGUCCCCAAAUGCCUGAACAAUGGAACAUGUGUGGACAGAGUAGGUGGCUACCGAUGCAGCUGCCCACCAGGUUUUACAGGCGAGCGCUGUGAGGGAGACAUAAAUGAGUGCCAAUCCAAUCACUGCCACCCACGCAACACACUUGACUGCGUUCAGGAAGCCAGUGACUACCACUGCAUAUGCAAGCCAGGCUAUACUGGCCGCCAUUGCAAGAACAUUGUGAAUGCAUGUGAGUCUCAACCUUGCCAGAAUGGUGGGAAGUGUAACCCGGCAGUGAACCUGCCCCUAGGAUACACCUGUCACUGUCCCCGAGGCUAUUCAGGCAUCCACUGUGAGCGUGUGCUCUCCUGCCGGGAACUCUCCUGCUUCAACGGUGGCAGCUGCCGGACCUUGGCGCUGGGUGCUCGCUGCUUCUGCCUGCCCGGGUGGGCUGGACCUGACUGUCGCCUGCGUGCCAACAGCAGCUGUGCGAGCCUGCCCUGCCACAAUGGGGGUGCCUGCCAUGAGAUUCCUGACCCCCCUUAUUUCCAGUGCCUUUGUCUUGGUGAUUACACGGGCUUCCAUUGCCAGACCCCACGUCACCUGCAGCCCCCUAAGCCCCCAGAGCUCCAUUGCCCACUGAAGGAGUGUGCUGCAAAGGCUGGGGAUUCCUACUGUGACAAGAUGUGCAAUAGUCCAGCCUGCCACUGGGAUGGGGGUGACUGUUCCCUGCUAGUGGAUGACCCCUGGAAGCAAUGUGAGACCCCCCAGUGCUGGCAGUACUUCAACAACAGCCAGUGUGAUGAGAUGUGCAACACUGUUGAGUGCCUUUAUGACAACUUUGACUGCAAGAAUCAUGAGCCCAGCUGCAACCCUGUUUAUGAGAAGUACUGCUCGGAUCACUUUGCCGAUGGGCGUUGUGACCAGGGCUGUAACAAUGAAGAGUGUGGCUGGGAUGGGCUGGACUGUGCUCGAGAAGUGCCUGAGCACUUGGCGAAUGGUGUUCUGGUCAUCACUGUGCUGCUGCACCCCGAUGAAUUGCUCCGCACAAGCACCAUCUUCCUGCAGAAACUGAGUGCCAUUUUGCGAACUUCCUUGCGCUUCUGCCUUGAUGAGAACGGCAACUACAUGAUCAAGCCAUAUUAUGGGUCUGUCAGUCGUCCGCCAUAUUAUGGGUCUGGUGGUCGGCAACGCAGGGAACUGGAACUAGAGAUUAUUGGGUCUGAGGUUACUCUCGAGAUUGAUAAUCGCCUCUGCUACCAAGCUUCAGACAAGUGCUUCCCUGAUGCAGAAAGUGCUGCUGACUACCUUGCUGCCCUGUCAGCUGUAGAGCGCCUAGAGUUCCCAUACCCCCUCAAGGCUGUAAGAGGUGAACAGAUCCCUAAGCAGGACUCACUCAAGUUGGUGCCAUUGCUGGUGGUAGCAGCCCUGAUUCUCCUGGUGAUCCUGGUGCUGGGUGUGUUGGUGGCACGGCGCAAAAGAGAGCAUAGCACCCUCUGGUUUCCGGAAGGCUUCAGUCUGAAGAAAGAGAGUAGCAAUAAGAACCGGCGUGAGCCUGUGGGUCAGGAUGCCCUAGGCAUGAAGAAUAUUGGCAAAGGAGAGAGCCUAAUACCAGACUGCUCAGAAGACUGGCUGGAUACAGAGUGCCCAGAGGCCAAGCGACUAAAGGUGGAGGAGCCAGCCAUAGACUGUGAAGACCCUGUGGACUGCCGCCAAUGGACACAGCACCACUUGGUGGCAGCAGACAUCCGCAUGCCACCAUCUAUGGCCCUGACACCACCCCAGGGUGAAUUUGAUACUGACUGUAUGGACGUCAAUGUCCGUGGACCAGAUGGCUUUACUCCACUUAUGUUGGCCUCCUUUUGUGGUGGUGGCAUGGAGACUAAUGUGCCUGAGGAAGAAGAAGCAGAUGACUCCUCUGCCAACAUCAUCUCAGACCUAAUCUGCCAAGGGGCUAACCUGAGUGCCCAGACAGACCGCACAGGUGAAACUGCACUGCACUUGGCUGCCAGAUAUGCACGGGCAGAUGCUGCCAAGCGUUUGCUGGAUGCUGGUGCUGACACCAAUGCGCAGGACAACACAGGACGUACACCACUUCAUGCUGCUGUGACUGCUGAUGCCCAAGGGGUCUUCCAGAUCCUGAUCCGGAAUCGAUCUACAGAUUUAGAUGCCCGAAUGGGGGAUGGUUCGACUGCACUGAUCCUGGCAGCCAGGCUGGCUGUAGAGGGUAUGGUGGAGGAACUGAUUGCCUGCCACGCUGAUGUCAAUGCUGUGGAUGAGAUGGGUAAAUCAGCCCUGCACUGGGCAGCAGCUGUCAACAAUGUAGAGGCCACAAUCGCACUGCUGAAGAAUGGGGCGAACAAGGACAUGCAGGACAGCAAAGAGGAGACACCACUGUUCCUGGCAGCCCGGGAAGGCAGUUAUGAGGCGGCCAAAAUCCUGCUGGAUCACUUUGCCAACCGUGAAAUCACAGAUCACAUGGAUCGUCUGCCACGUGAUGUGGCUCAGGAGCGUCUGCACCACGACAUUGUUCGGCUUUUGGAUGACUACAAUACCGUACGCAGCCCACAGGGGGCACUGCCUGCUGGCCACUCCCUCUCCCCUCUCAUGUGCCCUCCCAAUAGCUUCUUACCCAGCCUCAAGCCCACGCCACAGGGCAAGAAGAGCCGGCGUCCUAGCACCAAGAAUGCAACAGCAGGCAGCAGUGCGAGCCUGGCACGGGAGAGCAAAGAGGCCAAAGCACGUGCCAAGAAGCUCAACCUGGAGUGCCAAGGCUCUCUCCUGGAGAGCUCUGUCACCCUGUCUCCUGUUGACUCACUGGACUCCCCCUAUGUGCCCAAUCCUGCCUCACCGGGGGUCUUCCACACAGCCAGUGCCUCAUUAUCAGUACCUUCCACUCCCAUGGUCCAUGGCAUGAUGGAGGCACCCUUUGCUGUCAGUUUGGCACGCCUCAGCGACCUAGGGGAUGGCACCCUUCUCUCUAUGAACCGCCUCUCAGUGCCACCAGGCCGCAUGGGGCUCAGUCUGGGCAUGGUGAGCCCUGUGGCCAUGCCUUUUGAUUGGCAUGCCCGUGUUCCUACUUCCCAGUGCCAGCCAAUCAUAGGGGUUGUGCACCCGGCUGCCUCCCAUCCCAACCUACAUCAGCCAGGCCAAGCUUUCCCGCCAGGAUUGCUUCUGCCUAACCACAUGACCAUGGGGCACAGCUCCCAGGGGUUACCCAACCCAGCUCCUACGCAGACCAAGGAGGUAGCCCAGCCCAUGCCCCCACCAGCUACCACCAUGCGUACCAACCAGCCUGUCUCACCCCAGGAGGGCCAGGGGGCACCACGUGCAGGGCCCCCACAGUACUUAAAGGCAGCAGGGGUAGAGGAUUACCCAACGCCACCCUCUCAACAUAGUUACACACAGGGGCAGGAUGCUACACCCAAGCACUUCCUCCAUCCGCCUAGUGAGCACCCCUACCUGACUCCUUCACCAGAGUCCCCAGAGCAGUGGAGCAGCCCUUCACCCCACUCCUUGUCCGACUGGUCUGAAUCUACACCGAGUCCUACUGUAUUGGGGCCCAGCCACACCCAGCUUCCUUCAGCGGAGCCAUCUGCUAAGAUGCAGGUGUUUGCAUGAGGAGCUGGAUAGUAGAACAGAUCCCAGAGGCCUGUGCCCCUUUGUGGCCCCCAUUGGGGCCUGCACCUGCCUCAGGGGUCCUGUUGUUUCCCACAGUUGUGUUUUUAUAAGAAAAAGACUCAAGUGUAAAAAUACGUUGUUGUUUUUUAAAACGAAUGCCUGAUCUGGGAGCGGAAAGGCAUGGCCUUCCCAUUCCCUCACUGCCACGGAGCCCAGGCUGGCCCUCGAUAUGUUUCUCCCCUGUUACCAUGGCAACUAGGUUUCUGGGGAGGAUUUUUUUAAAAAAAGAGAACCUUUUUUUGUAUAAACUUUGCAUUUACUCCAAACGCUUUAUUUUUUACAAUGUAUUCAAUGUCAGGUCCCUGUUGUGCUACUCUUCUUCCUAUGCAUCUUGAGCUGUGAGGAAGGAGAGGAAACUGCACCCCAUGCUCCCCCUCUGUGUGGCACUGUCUCUUGGGUCGAGCACCCACCUCCCUUCCCACCAUGUUGGGUCGGGAUUCUGCUCACUGUAUUUGUGUACUGGGUACGCAGCAUUAUCCCAGACUGGCAUUGCCAUGCAAAGGGCUGAGCCCCAAACCUGCCACUGUCCUGCAGGGAACUUAGCCCCCUGUGUCCCCCCCCCCAACUUGGCACUUCAUCACAUUCCAGGUUAAUUUAUUCAUCUUAAAUUCUACAGCAUUCCCACCCCAUCUUCUGCAUAUCCCCUCUUGAAUUUCCAAAUGCUAGCCAUGGUCACAGGGAUUUCCCAGUCUCCAGAGAAUUCUGAGCCACUCUUGUGUUUUGUUUUGUUUUUAAAAUGCCUGGUCUUUUCUGACAUUCCUCCCAUCUUGUUUGAGGCUGCCUUCGGCCUACCUCUACAGUUACAUUUUCUUAUGUGAUGAGUUCCUUGCCCCGUGGUACUGUGGAGAUCUUGGGGGCAGCCACAGACACCCAAAUGUUUCACUUUGGCAUAAAAGGUACCGAGAUAAUACGAAAUACAACCCAUUGCUCCUUAAAACGUCUGGCCCUGGACCACCUGCUCUCCUCACUCCCUGCCUUCUCGCACUUACAUUCCAGCUAUUCCUGGCUGUAAAUACCGCUGGUGGGAGCAGUAGCCAGGCAGAGCCUCGAUCUGGUGGUGACUGCUGCUUCCUCCUCCCUUCCCCAUGCAGUGUAGCAUAGUGGGGGAAUGGACCCGUGCGAGUCACCCCUCUGCAAUUAGGACCAUUUCUAGCUCAUUUUAAAAACCUUUUAAAUAAAUAAAUAAAAAAUCCAGUGUAAACCAAGUAGCUUUAAAGCAGCUGGGUGCUUUGUGUACAGAGCGGCUUGAGCCGUGGCAUAAUAAACAUAGCUAAUAAGGAAA